Exophiala xenobiotica is the source of this 1287-nucleotide messenger RNA. RefSeq lists its product as uncharacterized. The transcript has 2 exons. The record is from RefSeq and is a predicted model, not a curated record. The coding region runs from base 356 to 940 and encodes 194 amino acids. NCBI's taxonomy places the organism in Eukaryota, Fungi, Ascomycota, Eurotiomycetes, Chaetothyriales, Herpotrichiellaceae.
CGGCCCUGACCCUGCGUAAAGCUGAAGACGAACGUCUCUAAAAGACGAGGGCCUCAACCUGGGCUGGAGAAUUGUCCAAAGAACAAAUAAAAGACGCUCAAGCUGACAUCUCCUCGUAUUUGCAUCGCAGUCUACUCAUACCCUUCGAAACCAAAGAGUAAUCUCUCAGACUCUGCUACUCAAUCACCAGUCUUCACAUGCUUCAGGCCCUCCAUUGAUAUUGGUAUACACAUCUACAUUUCACACCACUACCACCGAUCCCAUACACCUCUCUCUUGCGUUUCGUCACACGAAGCCUACCGCGAAAAGCCAGUCUACCCAUCCAUCCCAUCCUUAUAGCAAAAGAAAGUCCAGAAUGUCCCACGGCGCACCCGCACCCCCCACCAUCACCAUCAACGCGUCCGCCGUACCUGCGCCGGCGCCCUCCUCAGCCCUCGGCAGCACACCCGUCACCGCAAUCAGCUCCCCGCCCACAUCAGCGCGCCCACAGAAGCCCGUCCUCGUCAAGACGUGCUACCUCUGCGACGAGCAGAACCCAGGCGACUUCUCGCCCACGACCAAAUUCCUCGAGACAUGCCUGUUGUGCUCACGGAAUUUCUGCCCGAUCCAUAGGUCCGAGUCGUGGGACCAGGUGUGCAACAUCAACCACGCAUCUUACUACCACGAGUGUCUUGACAAGGCGCGGGAGGAGCUGGAUGCCCAGGGCAGAGGCACAGAAGGCAACAAACGCGCGCUCGCCGAGCAAUUGAUCAACGAGGGCAUUUACCCCAGUCUCGGGGAGCGGGAGAAGGCCAUCUUCUCGACGAGUCCUGUCACGGAUGAGAAAAUGCACGAGAUCGAACAGUUUCGCAGUCUCGACGCCGCGUUGACGGGCUCGAAGGGUAAGAAGGGACAGCCAGUGGAGGAGGUGGAUAUCGUCGGGGCAGAUAUCGCUGUAUGAGCGAGCGGUUUAGGUAUGCUACAUCCGAGUUGGGGUGGUUCACCUGCUGGCAGCAAAGUCCGUGAGCCAGGCCUAACAUGGCAUACUCAGAUAAGGAGAAAGGAGAUGCCGGGACAGAGGUUCCCCAUGCUUAUCUUACCUGAGAACUCUUAUGCGUUUCGACUUGAGCCGUAUAAGCCCGGAGAUUGAACGUGCUGCUUUGGCAGAAGAUCAAGAUGGACAACCCAGGUUGCUAUUCACACGUAGAAGAACAACGGGAUAACAGCAGCGACGAGAUAUGUCCUGUCAUAGCAGCGUACAUCACGAUCAAAAUAUUUGUAUACCCUCGAUCCAAGACGAAGAUGUCG